UCUGCAUCAUCCGUUGAAAUUUGGACAAAAAUCCAGCGAAACUUGCUGAAACCAAGUGCGUUUCUGGUGUCGCAUCAGUUAUUUCCACAAAAUUUGAUUGAAUUAUUUCAGUUUUCACCGAAACUGUAAACAUGAGUGAGGGAACUUUCACAAUACGCACCCGCAAGUUCAUGACCAACAGGUUGUUGUGUCGCAAACAAAUGGUUGUGGAUGUAAUCCAUCCCGGACUUGCUACUGCCAAGAAAGUAGAUGUCAGGGAAAAGUUGGCUAAGAUGUACAAGGUAACUCCAGAUGUUAUCUUCGUCUUCGGUUUCCGCACGAACUUCGGUGGCGGCAAAUCGACUGGAUUCGCUCUUGUCUAUGACACCUUGGACUUGGCCAAGAAGUUUGAACCAAAACACAGGUUAGCUCGUCACGGUCUCUUCGAAAAGAAACAGGUGACCCGCAAGCAGCGCAAGGAAAGGAAGAACAGGAUGAAGAAGGUCCGCGGCACGAAGAAGAGCAAAGUUGGAGCGGCUUCCAAGAAGGGAGGCAAAUAAUGAGAUGGUAUUGAUUUCAUUUAUACCUAAGUCUAGUAAACUUGGGCAAAUGAAUGAAGCUGGUACUUGGUCGUUGCGCGUUUUGCGUUUAUUGUCUGUGACUGUAAUUGCACUUUGCGCAAUGAUGAAACAUCUGACGAGUGCCAUCAAGGCGGACAUCUCAUUUUCGUUCCAAAAUUUUGUAAAUUAAGUAAAAAAAUAAAAAAUCAAAAAAAAAA
This is a messenger RNA of Nicrophorus vespilloides, 757 nucleotides long. RefSeq names its product 40S ribosomal protein S24 (gene RpS24). Gene Ontology annotation, cellular component: ribosome. Gene Ontology annotation, molecular function: structural constituent of ribosome. Gene Ontology annotation, biological process: translation. The transcript is spliced from 5 exons. Bases 132 to 539 code for a protein of 135 amino acids. The record is from RefSeq and is a predicted model, not a curated record. NCBI's taxonomy places the organism in Eukaryota, Metazoa, Arthropoda, Insecta, Coleoptera, Silphidae.